AUGUCUUCAGAGAACACUCCACGACGAGUUGCAAUCAUCACGGGCGCUGCCCAGGGUAUUGGAAAGGCAAUCGCCAUUCGCCUUGCAGCAGAUGGUCUAGCCGUUGUCGUCAGUGAUAUCGCGGCAAAACAAUCGCUGCUGGACGCUGUCUGUGACGAAAUCAAGACAUCCCACCCCGACAUUCCUGCCUUGGCGAUUGCAGCAGAUGUCUCAUCUGAGAAAGAUGUGACCACCCUUGUAGGAGAGACAGUGGCUAAACUUGGAGGGCUUGAUGUCAUGGUUGCAAACGCAGGAGUCUGCUGGAUGUCGCCUAUUCUGGAAACUUCCGUUGAGGAGAUCGACAAAAUGUUCUCGAUCAAUUUCAAAGGCACAGUGAUUUGCUACAAAGCGGCCGCAAAAGUCAUGAUUGACCAGAAGCGAGGCGGAAGGAUCAUUGGUGCUUCUUCCAAUGCGGGGAAGAAAGGAUUCCCAAUGAUGUCAACUUAUGGUGCAACGAAGGCUGCCAUCAGAGUUCUAACACAGUCAGCUGCGGCUGAAUUCGGGAGCCAUGGGAUCACAGUCAAUGCCUAUGCGCCAGGUGCCAUCAUUACUCCGAUGAGUGAGGCACUUUCACGAAUUCAACGUGUGCGCAUUGGAGAUCCUGUCGACGUCGCAAACCUGGUCUCCUUCCUUGCCUCCGAAAAGUCGAGCUACAUCUCUGGGCAAACUGUCACCGUCGAUGGUGGUGUCUGGUUCGACUGA
Molecule: messenger RNA, 741 nt
Organism: Pleurotus ostreatus (oyster mushroom)
Lineage: Eukaryota; Fungi; Basidiomycota; Agaricomycetes; Agaricales; Pleurotaceae
Exons: 8
Coding region: 1-741 (246 amino acids)
Molecular function (GO): oxidoreductase activity, acting on the CH-OH group of donors, NAD or NADP as acceptor
Source: RefSeq, a predicted model, not a curated record